GACGUCACGGCGGCAGCGGGAGGCGGAGGAGCCGGGAUUGCGCAGCCCCGCCGCAUUGCCAGGGAUGCAGCUGUGAGCCGCCGCCGCCGCCGCGGAGGAGGAGGAGGAGGAGGAAGGGCGGCUGCCAGCCCGGGCCCUGCGCUGGAGAGGGCGAAGGUCUCUGAAUGCCUCAAUGAGUUGGAAGUUUGUGGUCUCUCCUGCCCACCAAAGUCCUUCCAUGGAUAGCUUCAGUGCUGCAGGAGCCCCGGAGAGCACUGAUUAUGAUGGAUAGCCCCCCAAAGCUGAUUGGAGAAACACUGAUUGUCCACCACAUCCCCCUGGUGCAUUGCCAGGUGCCUGACCGAGAGUGCUGCAGCACUAGCAAAAGGACCAACCCUUUCUGCCUGUCUGAAUUGGGGGCCCCACGGACCAGCUCCCUCCCAGAGCAGGACCUCUUGCAGACGGACUCCCUUGUCUACAGCAGUUUGCUUCAGGCUUCAGAUGCAAAACUGGCCCCAGUGGAGACCCCGGAAGACAAAGAGAGCCAGCAGAGGGAUCUGGCUGCUCCCGGAGCCAACAAGCGGCAGAAUCCCUUCCUGCUGAGUGACAGCGAGGCCCAGGACCUCUAUGACGAUGAUCUGGGACAGAAGUCGUUCCACCUGCACAAUGGCCAGCCGGCCUUCCGCCUGCAUGAGGUGGCCUUGCCACCCUUCCGCCUGCACGACACUAAUCCUGUUGUGAAACCGUGGAGCACCAGCAGCCGCUUGGAUGUGGUGGAGGGCCAGGAAGACACGCUAGCCAAUGGCGACAUCCAGAAGAGGAGCCGCCCAGUGCCCGAAUUCAUGGAGCUGGACGAGUACAGCUGCCACCGUGGGGACCCCUCCAGCUUCUCCUUUGAACAGGAAUGGGCCAACGAUGCUGACGAACUGAUCCGCAGCCAGGAAGCAGCUCGCAGCCGGACGUGCAGCUGCUCCAGCUCAGAGCUGCAGCGCUGCCGGUGCUACAGCCUCUCAAGCCAGUCAGAGCCUCUGGACCAGCAGAUGGGCUACGUCAGCGACUCCUCCUGCAACAGCUCCGAUGGAGUCCUGGUGAACUUCAGUGCCCUCUACAACAAGGCAAAUGGCCAUGCCCGUCCCAACCUCAAUUCCAGCAACCUGUCCUGUGACUCCUCUUCCGGCAGCCACUCAGACUCAGGGGCCUUUUACCUCGACUUGCACUCGUCGCCGAGGGAGCCGAAGAUGCCCUGCGAGCCGCACUGCCUGGAGGGCUCGGGUGGGAAGGCCUGUGGGUGCCACCACUCAUCCUCCCCUGUCUUGGAUGCCAACUGCAACUCCUACCCGCCGCUCUGUGACCCGUGCGCCUCGGAGGGCUCCGACCUCACCGCCUGCUUCCAGAGCCAAGCACGGCUGGUGGUGGCCACCCAGAACUACUACAAGCUGGUCACAUGUGACCUGUCUUCCCAGUCUUCCCCCAGCCCUGCUGGCUCCUCCAUCACCAGCUGCUCGGAGGAGCACACCAGAGGCAGCCCCGUCCAGCCCACUGAAUACUACCUGUUCCAGAGGCCGGAUGCCCAGCGGGAGGAGAGUGACACUGACUGUUCCAGGGAGGAGUCGCAGGGGGAGGCCGAGAGAAAUGCCAUCGAAGGGCAGGUGUAUGUCAACAUUUCCCCUCCCACCCUCGCCGGCGGGAGGCUGCGGUCCAAGAGCUACGACCUCCACCUGGACCGCAGUCCCAGCAGCCGGCUGGGCUCCUUGGAGCGCAUGAUGAGCUGCCCGGUCAAGCUGAGUGACAGCCCAGCCCUGGCCAUCCAGAGCACCCCACCCAAACGGGUCACUUCCUUUGCAGAGCUGGCCAAAGGCCGGAAGAAGAAUGGCGGCUCACCCCCGCUCCGGGCCAGCAGGGAUCCCUCUCUGGAGUUCUGUCCAAUCCCAGAGCACCAGAAGGACAGCGCUGCCUUCUCUGACGACCGGGCGCGACACAGCCAGAGCCUCCCGCCCCUGAGUCACGCCCUCAGCCGCAACUGCGACAGCCACCACGGCUCCGAGCGGGAAAGACUGAGCACCUCUGGAAAGGGCCUGGCCUCCAAGGAGAUGCCUUCCUGUGGGCAAGAUGUGCCUGAGCAGCUGCGUCUCUCUGCUGUGAUGGAGCCAGGGCCCAAUUCUGCUGGCAGCCUUGGCCAGAAAGACCUUCGAGCGAGAGCUGAUGGCGGUGUAGGAGACAGCAAGGCUGUUGUGCGCUACAGCAAGGACCAGCGGCCCACCACGCUGCCCAUCCAGCCCUUUGUGUUCCAGCACCACUUCCCCAAGCAGCCCAAGGCGCGGGCCCUGCGCAGCCACUUUGUCUCCAGCCUGUCCCAGCUCUACAGCCGCUCUGCCAGCCAGCAGCUCUCCACCACCUCCCAGUCCUCCGCGUCCGCCUCCUCCGCUGACCAGCCCAUGGUGGGGGGGACCCUGGUGCACAGCCAGCGCUCUGCGGAUGGAGCCGCCGCCGCUUCCCUCAACGACGUCUGCGCCAAGAAGCCUGUCCCGGAGACCACCCGCCUGUCCCCGCUGGGCAGCUACUCUCCCGUGCGGAGCAACGUGCCUUUCUUCCAAAGCGAGGACUCUUCCUCCAACUCACCGACUCCCGAGAGCCAGCCCCCCCGAAGCCGGUCCUGCCCCAUCUCUGCCAACCUCCUGCCCACCAAGCCUUCCCCAGCCACAGGCACCAACCUCAGCGGCAACCCCAAUGUCCUCCAUGCAAGGGAGGAGAGCUCUGCCCCUGUGGCCAAGAAGGUGGUGGCGGCGGUGCUGCUGCCAGAACUAGACACCUCUCGGUCCAAGUGCCAGCUCCACCCUGGCAGCUCCCUGCCCCCCUUGUUGCCGGCUGGGCUCAGCCUGGCCAGGGCAGGGGGCCACAGCGAACCUCAAUGGCAAGUCAGCUGCAAUGAGGCUGUCAGCGCGGGAUUGUUGGGCUCUGUCGGCCCCCGGCCCCUCAAUGCAAACCAUCUCUCUCCGCAAGCGCUCAAGUGGCGGGAGUAUCGCCGAAGAAACCCGUUGGGACUGGACCGCAUUCCGGGGCUGGCGGGCAGCCUGGACUGGAAGCAGCGGGAGAGCAGGCGCCCUUGGAGGAAUCCCAUCUUUGAGUUCCCCGGUGCCUUGAACGGCAACUGCAGACUCAACGGACAUUGGCUGAAGCAGCCGCAGCUCAACUACACCGACUUCUACCCGGACUAUUUCUCCUUGGCAGAAAAGCCCCCAGCCGAAUUCUGCCUCUCCCCAGAUGGCAACACGGAGUCCAUCUCCAUUGAUCUGCUACAGAAGAAGGGUCUGGUCAAGGCAAUCAAUAUGGCUGUGGACCUGAUUGUGGCGCAUUUUGGGACCAGCCGAGACCCUGGAGUGAAGGCCAAACUGGGGAACAGCUCCGUCAGCCCCAACGUGGGGCACCUUGUCCUGAAGUACCUGUGCCCAGCCAUCCAGGACGUGCUCAGCGACGGGCUCAAGGCCUACGUGCUGGACGUCAUCAUCGGCCAGAGGCGGAACAUCCCCUGGAGCAUGGUGGAGGCUUCCACCCAGCUGGGCCCCUCUACCAAGGUGCUGCACGGCCUCUACAGCAAGGUCAGCCAAUACCCUGAGCUCACCAGCCACACCAUGCGCUUCAACGCCUUCAUCUUCGGCCUACUCAACAUCAGGUCACUGGAGUUCUGGUUUAAUCACCUCUACAACCACGAAGACAUCAUCCAGGUGCACUACCGGCCGGUGGGCUUCCUGCCCCUCGCGCAUGGGGUCUGCCAGGGCCUCUUUGAGGAGGUGCUGCUCCUGCUCCAGCCCUUGUCCCUCCUGCCGUUCAGCCUGGACCUCCUCUUUGAGCACCACCUGCUGCAGGUGGGCAGAGAGCAGCAGCAGCAGAAGGAGCUGCUCCGCGUCCAGCAGGGCCUGGUCCUCUCGGCCCACUCCACCCUGCAGAUGAUGAAGAGCCGCGGAGGAGGAGUGGGCAGCUGGGGGGCAGCCGAGCAGAGUCCCAGCCCGGAGGGCCAGGGGCAGUCCCUGGUGGAAGCAGCAGGAAGGGCCAAGGGGCUGGGGGCCCCCUCCGAGAGGGAAGAGGGGGCGGAGCGGCAGAAGGCCCCGGGGGCCGCCUCGGAGCUCAAGAGGGACAAGCAGGCCAGCUGGUGGUACCAGCUCAUGCAGAGCUCCCAAGUCUAUAUUGAGGGCUCGGCUGAGGGCUCCCGUUCCACCCGCUGCGAACGGAAGAAGAAGGCCGGGCUGGGGGCUGUUGCCCCCUGGCAGGCGGAGCCCAAGAAGGGGCCUCCCCCGCGGGAAGGAGUGGUGGAGGGGGCCGAGGCUUGCCCCAUCUCGGAAGGGCCUCUCAGAGACAGGCCCCCAGCGGAGGAGGCGGCAGCAGCAGCGGCAGCACCCGCGUGGAAACAGGAUCCCUCCUUAGCCAGGGGGGGAGCGAAGGAGAAGAGCCCGCGGCCCUCCUGGAUGGGCAGCCCCCCAGACUCUGUGCUUACUGAGUUGAAGCACCCCAAGGAGAAGGAGGCUGGGCCGACCCCGAACCAGGCCCCCCUGGAGGAAAGCAGUCCUGGUGCCCCUGACAACGCCCCCCCCAAAUGGGGACACCUCUUUGGCUCUCGGAAGGCGCCCAAGGAGCUGAAGCCGGCCAACAGGCUGCCAUCGGGGUGGCUGAGCUUGGAUCGUUCUGUGCUCCAGCUGAUGGCGCAGACAGUGGGAGCCACCGUGUGGAGAGAGGCUGCCCCGGAGCCUGAGAGGCUGCCGGCAGAACUGCCGCCUUCGCACCCCACGCAGCGGCGGAGGCAGCUGGACAGGGGUGCGUCCCCUGAGACCCCAUGCGAGGUCAAGGCCCUCUGCCACCACAUCGCCACUGAGUCUGGGCAGCUGAGCUUCCAGAAGGGGGAUGUCCUGCGUGUGCUGGGCAAGGCGGACGGUGACUGGCUGCGGUGCAGCCGUGGAGCGGAGAGCGGGCUGGUGCCCGUCAUGUACAUCACCCACAUGGAGGACGAGGACUAUUGAUGGGGGGUGGCGGGGGGCAGCCAGAGAAGCACAGACAUACCCCACUUCCGCGUAGCCUGACUGUGCCCACCCAACGAAACAAUGGCGGGCACGGCUUCCUCUCUCCUGCCUCUUCGUAUCUCCUUGCUGUGAUGGAGACUCAGUAACUGCAGCUGUUCUCCACCUGCCGCCUCCUCUUUGGGGGUUGUCAGGGGUCUCACAUUGCCAAGCGCCACCAUGCAUGCUGCUGCUGCUCCCUCUCUCUCUGUCCACCACCAGGUCUCCAUCACCUCUGCUUCACCUCCAAUGUAGACCUUUGGCUGCUAGGACUAUUGAAAUCUGGGCGGGAUGUGGUUGCCCUCACUAAGCAUGGUGGUGCAGCCUGUGUCAAGCCAAAAGCCCCAGCAUGCAUUGCUCCUCUUCCAUCCCAGUCCGCUGGCAGGGGCCCGCUCCUCUGUAGGCUGCCCCUGGUGGCUGCAGGCAGAAUUGCUGUACAGCCUCUAGAACUGUGUGCGACCCUAUAUUAACACGACAUUGUGUCUUGUGCCCUGCCACGCCGCAGGGGCCCACGUGCAGCCAGUGGGAGCAGGCCCACGUCUGGGGCAUUGAGUUUUGGUGGGAAGGAGGUGAACCCCCCUCCUUCAGAGGGAAGGUAGCCCAGCCCACAUGCGUGUGUGUGUGUGUGGCGUGUUUGGUAGAGGUUAAUGGCCGUUCAGUGUUAGAAGUAGACUCAUCUGUGGGUGUUGCCCACAAGGGGGGAUGGGAUGGGGCGGCCCUGCUGUAGCAGGGGAAGGGGCGGGUCUUCCAGUUGCAGUGGGGUGCCCUCUCCCACCAAGGCCAAUGACACAGCAACAGGCCCUGUGGGGCCACCAAGGCACAAGCAGGCAGUGCUGGUGGAACUGCCUGAAAUGUACGGGGGGGAGAGGGAAGGAUUUUCUGUGGGGUUAGAAACUCCACCGUUAUCCCUUUCUGUGCUGUGUUCCUAAUGGUGGGGGGGGAGCUCCAGGCCUUGUGCCUCCCCCACCCCCACAUCUCCAUGUAGCCAGUGGACAGUGUUCAUGCAAAGGCCUGCCAGUCAGUCAGUAUUGAGGGGCUCAGCUGGGGCACCCCUGGCUUGCCCCUGCCUUGCCACUCAGAGGGGAUCGCUGCCGUCGCAACAUUUGCUCCUGCCUGUACAUUAGGCUCCUGUGGAAAUGGCGCCAUAUUUAAUUUGUACUUCUGGCGUUAGAACAGGGGGUCUCGCCUUUAUUUAUUUCUUUAUUUAUUUAUGAUGCAUAUUAAUUAAAAAAAGGUGCUGACGAAGA
Rhineura floridana is the source of this 6271-nucleotide messenger RNA. It is a transcript of the gene RUSC2, whose product is annotated as RUN and SH3 domain containing 2. Gene Ontology annotation, cellular component: cytoplasmic vesicle. The coding region runs from base 261 to 4988 and encodes 1575 amino acids. Gene Ontology annotation, molecular function: protein binding. The transcript is spliced from 12 exons. The record is from RefSeq and is a predicted model, not a curated record. Lineage: Eukaryota; Metazoa; Chordata; Lepidosauria; Squamata; Rhineuridae.